Messenger RNA from Elaeis guineensis (African oil palm), 2573 nucleotides. Its product is annotated as L-type lectin-domain containing receptor kinase SIT2-like. Gene Ontology annotation, molecular function: protein kinase activity; carbohydrate binding; ATP binding. NCBI's taxonomy places the organism in Eukaryota, Viridiplantae, Streptophyta, Magnoliopsida, Arecales, Arecaceae. Gene Ontology annotation, biological process: protein phosphorylation. The record is from RefSeq and is a predicted model, not a curated record.
CAAACCCUGGUGGUGGCGGUCUCUAUUGCUGAAAAAGAAAUGUUCUUCCCCUUCUCAGCUGUUCAUGUACUAAUUAGGUGUAGCUGGUUAAACAGAAGAUGUAAUAGUAUAUGACCAAGUUGCACUAAUGGGUUCAGACACAUCCUUUUCACCACCGAGAGAAUUGCCCAAAGUCAUUAAAUAUUGGAAAGUUCUAAGAUCCCACCAUGUUAUCAUCAUCCAUCAACAAGGUUUCACACUGACCCAUUGACACCACCAAAAACAGAAGUCCUUGAAAAGAUCUGCUAAUAAAUAGCACCAAAAUCUCAAACUGCUCAUGCCUUGGGAGUUUGCUUCCAAUCUUGAGGUACUGAAAAGCUCAACAAUGUCCUGCAAGACUUUAGUCUGCCUCCUCUUCCUUCUCCUCCUAAAACUUGCAGUCUCCACCAGUGAUGAUGACCUCACCUUCAAUGGAUUCAGUGGUGCCAACCUCACCCUUGAUGGCAUCGCAUCGAUCACAUCCAAUGGCCUCCUGAUGCUAACCAACAAGACAAAGCAGAUGAAGGGCCAUGGCUUCCAUCCAUCCCCUCUUCACUUCAGAAAGCCUCCAGAUGGUAAAAUCUUCUCCUUCUCCACUACUUUUGUAUUUGCAAUACUCUCAGAGUACGUCGGGCUUAGUGGCCAUGGAAUUGUCUUCUUAGUCUCUCCCACUACGGACCUCUCCAACGCUUUACCAAGCCAGUACUUGGGGCUCUUCAAUUCAAACAAUAACGGUAAUUCCACCAAUCACGUCUUUGCAGUUGAGCUAGACACAAUUCUUAGCUCUGAGUUCAAAGACAUCGAUGAUAACCAUGUUGGAAUUGAUAUCAAUAGCUUAAAAUCCAACAGCUCUCAUACUGCUGGUUAUUAUGCUGAUGAUACUGGUUCGUUCAAGAACCUAACCCUUAUUAGUGGCCAACCCAUGCAAGUAUGGGUAGACUACGAUGGCAGAGUGAUGCAACUCAAUGUCACCAUGGCUCCCAUUAGGAUGUCCAAACCCCGCCGGCCUCUCUUGUCUUCCACCAUCGAUCUUUCGAGCGUGCUGGUGGAUCCGAUGUAUGUUGGAUUCUCUUCAUCAACAGGCUCUGUUCUGACAUCUCACUAUGUCCUUGGAUGGAGCUUUAAGAUGAAUGGAAUAGCUCAAGCAAUCGAUUACUCGAAGCUACCUUCGCUCCCUCGUAUAAAACCGAAGGCCAGAUCGAAGGCUUUGGAUAUUUCAUUGCCUUUAGCUUCAGCUGCGUUUGUGCUAAUGGUUGUUGGAGCCGCAAUGUUUCUUGUUAGGCGGAGAACCAAGUAUGCAGAGCUACUUGAAGAUUGGGAGCAAGAGUAUGGGCCUCAUCGAUUCUCUUACAAGGAUUUGUUCAGAGCUACUAAAGGCUUCAAAGACAAGGAGCUACUUGGCAUAGGAGGCUUCGGGAGGGUCUAUAAAGGUGUGCUACCCACUUCUAAGAUGGAGGUUGCAGUCAAAAGAGUUUCCCAUGAAUCAAGACAGGGGAUGAGGGAGUUUGUAGCUGAGAUUGUGAGCAUUGGCAACCUCCGACAUCGAAACCUGGUCCAAUUAUUGGGUUACUGCCGGCGCAAAGGAGAGCUCCUCUUGGUCUAUGAUUACAUGCCAAAUGGCAGCCUAGACAGGUUCCUCUAUGAUCAAGAGAAGACUACUCUUGAUUGGAAUCAGAGGUUUCGAGUCAUCAAAGGAGUGGCAUCAGGUCUCUUAUAUCUGCAUGAGGACUGGGAGAAGGUGGUCAUCCACAGAGACAUCAAGGCAAGCAAUAUUUUGCUGGACAAUGAAAUGAACGGGAGAUUAGGUGACUUUGGCCUUGCUAGACUGUAUGACCAUGGAACCGAUCCCCAGACCACUCAUAUUGUUGGAACCAUGGGCUAUCUUGCUCCAGAGCUUGCAAGGACUGGAAAAGCAACCACAAUCACUGAUGUGUUUGCUUUUGGAGCCUUCAUUCUAGAGGUAGCCUGUGGGAAGAGGCCAAUAGAGGUGAAUGCGGAGAGGGAGCAUAUUGUUUUGGUGGACUGGGUGCUGGAGAACUGGAGGAGGGGAACAAUUCGUGAGACAAGGGACCCAAGAUUGGGAGAAGACUAUGUGGUGGAGGAGAUGGAGCUGGUGUUGAAGCUUGGAUUACUUUGUUCGCAUCCGCUGCCAGCAGCUCGGCCAACCAUGCGGCAGGUGAUGCAGUACUUGGAUGGUGAUGCGCCACUUCCGGAACUGUCGCCGACUUGCAUGAGCUUCAGCUCUAUGGCAAUGGUUCAGAAUGAAGGAUUUGAUGAUUAUAUCAUGUCAUAUCCCUCUUCAGUGUAUCCAUCCUCAACUCUCUCAGGAGGUAGAUGACAGUAGACAACACUACUCUAUGGCAUUAAUUAAGUCUCCUCUUUUCUUUCCCUUGUUUCUUAGGUGAAUAUAAUGUAAUCUUUUGUGUAAGACUUGUACCAAGCAGUGUGCAUCUCCCUAAUAGUUAGUAAUCUGACAGUGAUGGAACUUCUUGCUCAUAUUUCCUUCUGCGCCAUUGACUUUUAGAUUUUGUAAUCAGACAUUACCAUCUACCUGU